AGUAGCCGUAUUGGCUCAAGUGGUGGGUGUGGUCCGAUAUUCCCACAGCGGAAACUCACAAAUUACGCCUGCGAGAGAGCCUCGGCCAUGCCGCUGCGGCGCUGGGUCCUGGCAGCGGCGGCGCUGAGCCAGCCAGGACGGCACGCGGUCGGCUCUCUGAUGCCUGCGACGGGCAACGUAGGAGCCACGCCAGAUAGUUGCGCCGCGCCUGGCGGCUGCAGCGGAGGCGGCGGCGCCGACGAGGUCGCCCAUGUGCAGCUGGUUCCCGCGCGGAUCAGGAGACGGGCCUACCCGAUGUGCUCCCUCGCCGCGACGCUGUGCAACGGCGGUGCGAAGCGAAAGGAUGGGAAGCUGCAUCUCAGCCAGCUGGAGCACGCCUUGGCGUCCAAGGCCGCCCUGCGGUAUUUCUUAAUCGAAGCCGGCCUGCACAGCGAGGUCGAGGCAGAUCCGCUCCUCAGCUGUGAGGAGCUGUGCCACGCCGCCGUCGACAUCCUGAGGGCCGCAGGCGUCGAGGUGCCCAACGCCCCCGACCUCGGCUGCUACCCCGUAAGUUUCGACGAGGAUGGGCGGGGGAACCGAACCAAGUGCGACUACGACAUGUCCCCAGCGUCUAUCAUGGCGCUUUCCGCGGACCACACGGGCGGGAUCCCGAGCCACGCCGCUGUGGCGGGCACGUCGGUCGGCGGGGCAGUCCUGCUGUCGCGGGUGUCCCGGCCACGAGGGGAGGCAGCGGAGGUCACCGCAAUGCAGCAACGGCGGGGCGCUGGUGCGGGAGGGCCGCGGCCACGCGUUCCCGAGGCCUCGGGCUUCGAAGCCACAGCCGAUAAUCAGGUGGAUCAUCUCGCUCUGCGGAUCUUGUACGUCUUCCGCGUCUACCCGGACGCGUGGGUAACCUACGCGCCUUACGACAGUGUCUCCCGCCUGGCUCCAGGCCACACCGACCCGUGGACCGUGCAGGUGGCCAGAAACAACAUGGUGAGCAGAGCAUACCUGAAUGCCGCGAUUUUAAAGUUGGCGAUCGAUCCUGAGGGUACCAAGCCUUUCUUGAACCGAUGGUUUGGAACAACUGCGCAUGAAGAUUCGGCCGUCCACAGGGAGCUUCUCCGGAUCAUCAACGCAAUUGCAGAGACAGUGAACACGGCAACGAUCGUAUACUCUUCAGAAAACCCGAUGUGCCAGGCGGGCAUGUAUGCUUUCGUUUAUAGCUUCGGUGACGUGGGGGUCCCGAUGUUCUCUGUGCCUGGUGCGAUGAUGGGACCAGCAGGGGUGGCGACCACCCCCGCUGGUUCCAAUAUUGUGACUUUAUGCGACUACUAUUUUGCUUACCCUUCGACCGCACCCCCAGGUCCCGACGGUUUCGCGUCCCACGGCAUAUGGGAGAGCGUUCAGACCUUUAUCCACGAGUCGUCGCACCACAGACCCGCCUUCUUGACCGACGUAUGCACCAACCCCAAUGUAUCGUAUGUUCAUGUGAGGACUUCGCACUUGGAGGCUCUCCAGGUGCUGCCGCGGAUCAGUACGUCCAACUCGGCUGUGCUAUACACACUCCCCGGAACGGUUGUGCUGCAGUUGGUGAACCAGAGCAUCAGUGGAGAUUUGAGUUUCGUCAGAGAUGACGAGACGAAUUAUUUCGCCAUGUUGGAUGCAUUCUCUGAGGAUGGUUCGUACACGCGGCUACAGAUCAUGACCGAGUCGUGCGCUUACCCCGCUUGCCACGGUUUCGCUGACCUCGGGUACGGUGAGAAAACGUGCAUCGAGCUCGCGAGGAGGGACCCUUACAAGGCCCUGCUGAACGCCGACAGCUUCGGCUACUUCAUCGUGGAGGCGGCGGAGGCCUUCUUCACGGACCAAGCGUCCGCGGCGGCAGAGGCGGCGGCGGAGGCGGCGGCGAGGUAGUUGCGCUUCCGCUGCCCCUCCGACGGCCUCCCUCCCUCCCCAGAUCGCAGAUGGCAGGUCACGGACGUCUCCGCCCGUCCUGCAUGGAGUGUAUGUCGGCGAAUAGCGCCUGAAUUGGCGGAUUGUCCAGAGCUCCCGAUAGCGCCAUAGCGCCCUGCGGCGCCAAAGAAGGCCCAAGUUGCCCCCCAUAGCGCCCCGAUGGCGCCACGUGAGGGAGAUGCAUCACGCCCGCUUCGCGCGCUAUUAAAAAAAA
Prorocentrum cordatum is the source of this 2149-nucleotide messenger RNA. NCBI's taxonomy places the organism in Eukaryota, Dinophyceae, Prorocentrales, Prorocentraceae. The record is from the annotation of a GenBank genome assembly.